Messenger RNA from Acanthosepion pharaonis, 1554 nucleotides. The record is from the annotation of a GenBank genome assembly. Lineage: Eukaryota; Metazoa; Mollusca; Cephalopoda; Sepiida; Sepiidae.
AUGCUCAUAUCAGUCUUAAAGCAGUCACCUCCGCCCCACUUCUCCAUAACUCAAGAACGAAACCCCUCCACUACCACACGCCUUGCUGUUAUUUUUUUCCGGUUUUGGCACCUAACGUCGACCAAGACGGCGCCUCAGUUGAAGGCUUCUUCGAAACGAUCAGCGACUAGGCUUCGAUUUUCAUAUCCCGGAGAUAUUAUCAAGACGAAACUCAUACGCCAUCUAUCUAUCUAUCUAUCUAUCUAUCUAUCUAUCUAUCUAUCUAUCUAUCUAUCUAUCUAUCUCCCCCCCUCCUCUCAUAUUCGUGGACAGGCUUCCUCUUUUAAUUUUUCCUUCCGUUCGUUCUCACCUUCUUCCUUUCCUUCUUCCUCUCUGUCUUCUUCUUCGCCUUCCUUUACACUUCUCCUACAUUUUCUUUCUUUACUUCUACCACAACGCUUCAUCGUCAUCAUCGUCAUCAUCAUCAUCUUCUUCUUCUUCUUCUUCUUCUUGAAUUUCUUCAAACUCGUUUCCUUCUACCUUUUCCUUUCGUUUUAUUCUCCCAUUUUACCCUCCUCGCCUUCGAUUUCUUCUUCUUCUUCUUCUUCUUCUUCUUCUUCUUCUUCUUCUUCUUCUUCUUCUUCAGAUUCCUCUUCUAAUUUUUCCUUUCGAUCGUUCUCACCUUCUUCCUCUUCUUCUUCUUCCUCUUUGUCUUCUUCUUCGUCUUCCGCUUCUUCUUCUUCUUCUUUUUCUUCAUCACAUUAUUAUUAUUAUUAUUAUUAUUAUUCUAUUUCUUCUCAGCUUCCUUUACUCUUCUCCUUCAUUUUCUUUCCUUACUUCUACCACAAUGCAUCAUCACCUUCUUCUUCUUCUUCUUCUUCUUCUUCUUCUUCUUCUUCUUCUUCUUCUUCUUCUUCUCAUUAUUAUUAUUAUUAUUAUUAUUAUUAUUAUUAUUAUUAUUUCUUUCUAUUUUUUUUUCAGUCUCUUUCAUACUCUGAUCCUGUGCUAAAACCCAAUCUCAUACUCUCCGUCCUUUCCAUUCCACCACCGUUCUUUAAACUGACCACCAAUUAUUUGGUAUUGUUUGAUUGUUCUUUUCACGGGCUAGAAACUUAUGCUCGUCUUGAAAAUCCCCGCCAAUAUCACAAAGCUUCGCCACUUACCCGUCUGACUCCUUUGAUCUUUGAAUCGGUGCCUUACAUCUCUCUCUCUCCCUCCCUCUCUCCCCCUCCCUCUCUCCCCUCUCUCUCUCUCUCUCUCUCUCUCUCUCUUACUCAAAUACUUCUUUAUCUUCCUCUUUAUCCAUUAUUACCCCUUUUAGAUCUUUUCCUUUGUCUCUUUCUUUUUUCCGUUUACAUUCAUUUUAUAUUAAAUCUUUUGUUUAUUUUCUCCAUUCAUUAUUUUAUAUUUCUUUCUUUCUUUCUUUUUUCUUUUUUUUCUUUCUUUCUUUUUUUCUUUCUUUCUGUCUUUCUUUUUUUCUUUCUUUCUUUUUUCCUUCUUUCUUUCUUCUUUCUCUCUUUCUUUCUUUUUUCUUUCUUUCUUUCUUUCUCAUACUUAUUUUUCUUUUAUUUUUAA